GUGAAUCUCAUUUAUCACUUGAGAAAAAAGGAUGGACAUUAUCUUAGGACAAGUAAUGUUCCUCAUCGUUUGCUUUAUGUUAUCAUGUUUCUUUAUCAUUUCCACCACAAGAUCCAGACCGAAAUCUCUUGGGGCUACGGCGACGCCUCCGGGACCUCCACGGCUACCUAUCAUCGGAAAUAUUCACUUAGUCGGAAAGAACCCCCACCAUUCAUUCGCCGACCUCUCAAAAACGUAUGGACCAAUCAUGAGUCUGAAGUUUGGAAGUUUAAACACAGUGGUCAUAUCUUCACCAGAAGCUGCAAGAGAGGUUUUAAGAACACACGACCAAAUCUUGUCUUGCCGUUGCUCUACUAACUCUAUUAGGUCCAUCAAUCACCACGAGGUUUCUGUUGUCUGGCUUCAUCCAUCGUCGGCUCGUUGGAGGCUGUUGAGAAAACUGUCGGUGACUCUAUUGUUCUCUCCGCAGCGAAUAGAAGCCACGAAAGCCUUGAGGGGGAACAAAGUGAAGGAACUUGUGAGCUUCAUCAAUGAAAGCUGCGAGAGAGAAGAAGCAGUUGAUAUUUCUCGUGCAUCCUUCAUCACAGCUCUUAAUAUCAUAUCAAACAUCCUGUUUUCCGUCGAUCUCGGUAGCUACGACUUGGAAAAGUCCAAUGAUUUUCAGGACACGGUGAUUGGUGUCAUGGAAGCUGUCGGGAAUCCAGAUGUCGCUAAUUACUUCCCGUUUCUAGGGUUUCUUGAUCUGCAAGGUAAUAAGAGGGCUAUGAAGGCUUGCACGGAUAAGUUGUUUAGGGUUUUCCGUGGGUUCAUCGAUGCUAAACUAGCGGAAAAAUCAUCUCGGAAUAACCCUAAAAAUGCUUCGAGCACUGAUUUCUUGGAUGGGGUUCUCGAGCUCACUGAAGGAGAUGAAGCAGAGCUCAACGAGAUCAAUCGUGUAAUUGGUCAAAAAGGCUCUGUUGAAGAGUCUGAUAUCUCGGAACUUCCCUAUUUACAAGCGGUUGUGAAGGAAACUUUCCGGCUACAUCCUGCUGCUCCAUUACUCGUCCCACGAAAAGCGGAUUCCGAUGUUGAGGUUCUUGAGUACAUGGUGGCUAAAGACUCUCAGGUUUUGGUGAACGUGUGGGCGAUUGGAAGAGAUCCGAGUGUGUGGGAGAAUCCGACCUCGUUCGAGCCAGAGAGGUUUUUGGGGAAAGAGAUUGAUGUGAAAGGUAGAGACUAUGAGCUUACACCGUUUGGUGCGGGACGGAGAAUCUGUCCGGGAUUGCCUUUGGCUUUGAAGACAGUGCCUCUCAUGCUUGCUUCUCUUCUCUAUUCCUUUGACUGGAAGCUUCCAAACGGCGUCGUUCCUGAGGAUUUAGACAUGGACGAGAGCUUCGGUCUCACAUUGCAUAAGACCAACCCUUUACAUGCCGUUCCCGUCAAGAAACGCGCCAUUCAUUAAUUAGCCAUUGUAGUAGUAUAUGUUUUUUUUAUAAGUACGUUCGAAUUGUUUUGACCUUAUGAUUUUAAAUAAACAAAGAAACCUCU
Messenger RNA from Eutrema salsugineum, 1527 nucleotides. Its product is annotated as cytochrome P450 76C2-like. Lineage: Eukaryota; Viridiplantae; Streptophyta; Magnoliopsida; Brassicales; Brassicaceae. Gene Ontology annotation, molecular function: oxidoreductase activity, acting on paired donors, with incorporation or reduction of molecular oxygen; monooxygenase activity; iron ion binding. The record is from RefSeq and is a predicted model, not a curated record.